This is a messenger RNA of Morchella importuna, 708 nucleotides long. RefSeq lists its product as uncharacterized. NCBI's taxonomy places the organism in Eukaryota, Fungi, Ascomycota, Pezizomycetes, Pezizales, Morchellaceae. The coding region runs from base 1 to 708 and encodes 235 amino acids. The record is from RefSeq and is a predicted model, not a curated record. The transcript is spliced from 3 exons.
AUGGCAGGAACCACGUCUCACCAAGAGAUUCUUCCCAUCGAGCAUGUUGCGUACUAUCCAGACCUCAAUGUGCCUAAAAACUUGAAGCUGAGAGCGUCAACAUUUUUGAAUCCUCGCUCCCCUCCGCCAACCCCUCCUAAGUCAGCUUCCUAUAGCCGUGAAAGUCUUGCAUCUUCUCUAGCAAAACGAGAUAAUGAAAGAGUUAAUUCCCCUCCAAUGGUAACCAUACCACUAGAUACUGCUGAAGGGGAUUUGUCUAUUCCUAAUGUCCCCGCUCCUGCUCGGAGCUUUGAGUUUAAUUGGCUUGAUAUGACUACAUCAAGCGCUGUUAAAAAGUUUUUUGAUCAUGAUGAAAAAGAUGACUGCGGUCUUAGUGUUGAGGUUGAUUUCUCCGAAAGAGAGGGUAUAGAGAUGGUGGACUUAGUUCCUAUGGCUAUUUUACAAGACCUGCCAACUCAGAAUUGUAAAGGCCCAUAUGACAAUUGUCAUAAACCACGGAAUUCUCAAAUUCAUCACUCAGCACUUGAAGUCCGCAAUACACGCUUCAAUCCUGCAUCUGACCACGGCAGUGAUGACGAUGACGAUGGCUUAAUUGAAUACCAUCAGUUUCAAUUCUCAAUGAGAAAGCCGCUACCUCCCGCUGGUGAGAUCGAGAACCUUGCUAUCUCUCCAGCUAGUAGAGUUAACCUAUUGGUGGCUAAGAGGUAG